Hyposmocoma kahamanoa is the source of this 4611-nucleotide messenger RNA. RefSeq lists its product as uncharacterized. The transcript is spliced from 8 exons. NCBI's taxonomy places the organism in Eukaryota, Metazoa, Arthropoda, Insecta, Lepidoptera, Cosmopterigidae. The record is from RefSeq and is a predicted model, not a curated record. The coding region runs from base 2 to 2149 and encodes 715 amino acids.
GAUGGUGCUCGCGACCAGCGUGGCCGGUGCAGCGGCGGCGGGCGCCCGCCUGCCCCGCACCUCACCGCCCUCCCCCCAUUCGACAUCUUCAGCCGCGCCCCGCCUCCCUCAGAGGAACCUCACCCUGGCUGCAAGGUCUUCAGUUAGAAACAGGGAACAGUAUAUCUUUAAUGUUUUCGAAGUAAUAGUAAGCACUUUGGAAACCAAAUUACAAAGAAUUGAAAACCUUGACAAGGCCGUGGAACAUCUAAUGAGAAGAGUGGAAGCUCUAGACUCGAGAGUAAACGACAAUAUACAUAAGACUGACGCCAUUAUUUCAAAAUUAGGAAACCUCGACCUGAAACUGUUCAGCCACAUAAGCCAGGGCGACCAUGACUCUGUAACUGAAAAUGCUUUUAAAAGGCAGAACGAAAAUGUGUUCAGUGAUGCUAAGAUACUCGAUAAAAAAUUAGAAUCCCUCGAUCAGAAAGUGUCUGAUAUAGAUUCCAAGCUUGUGGGUCUUAAAAACCAAAUAGAUAAUAAUUUUUUGCCGGUGGAUGAUAUCAACGCAGAAGCCAGCGAAAAGAAGCCUAUCAAUUUAAAUGUUAUAGAAAUUGCAAAAGGUCUCAAUACCGAAGUAAUUAAUGAAAUCACGAAAGAAGUAGAUCAGUUGCGGUCCUCAAUGACAACAGUAGAUCGCAAAUUACAAUUCCAUAUAAAUCUUGUUUCCGAAAAUUUGGGCAAGGUAUUAUACAUGAUGGCCGAUGUUCACUCAGCGAUUGUAGAGCCAGAAGCAGCGUCCAUUAACGUCAACAGUUUAUUCAAGAACAGAACAGCAACUAGCACGCAAGCUCCAGUAGCAAAAUCCAGCAAGAUCGACAAUCUUGUAAAGAAAAUAAUACCGAUGAUGAGUGUUUCUGAAAAAAAACAUGAAGUCUGGGAUGUUGUAGUGGGUACUAAAAGUUCUGUUGAUGACUUAGUUCCCAAAUCCGAUGAAUUGCUGACUCAAACACAACGACAGGAGCGUGCUAUUGGGCAAAUUCACAACGAUCUGAGAGUAAAAACAAAUCUUAUAAUUGAGAACUUAGAUAUGGUAGAGAAAAGGUUAAAGAAGCAGGAGGAUGAUGUGGCAACGUUAGCUCAAAGGCCGGUCCCUGCCGAGCUGCUGCUGGACCCGACCAUCGAUAGACUGGUGGAGUACGCCCCCAACCGGUACCGAGUGGACGAGCCUACUACCGAUCCCAGCACCAGUACCGCUGCCGCUACCACUUCUUCCUCAAUGAAUAACAGCCCAAGCAAUUCGACACCGAGUCCGACAGUAACAGUGACACCAACGAGCACAGGCAGUACAGGCGCACCCGCCAACAGCACUAACGCGCGCCCAGCCAGUCGCAAGGGUGGCAUCAUCUUCCCCAGUGUUAAGAACAAGCCCAUCAUCGGCAACAACACAUUCGCCUCGGAAAUAGUCGCCAACUACAAAGAUGUCAAAGGUUACUCGUGCGUAGAUCUCCUGAACGCCGGCAUGCGAGAAUCAGGUGUCUACUACCUACAAAUUCGCGGGACCACGUACUGGUUCCUCAAGGUCUACUGUGAGCAGAAUGUUGCCGAUGGUGGUUGGACUGUGAUUCAUCGGCGUGAUGACUUCGGGCAACCUCCAGAGAACUUCAAUCGAGAUUGGAAUGACUACAAAAACGGGUUUGGGGACCCUAGCAAGGAAUUUUGGCUAGGCAACGAGAAUAUUUAUAUGCUCACAAACAAUGAUGACUACAUGAUCAGGGUCGAACUUGAAGACUUCGAUGGCAACAAGAGAUAUGCGCAGUAUUCGCACUUCAAGAUUUAUUCAGAAGCGGAAUACUACAAAUUGGAGAUCGACGGAUACGAAGGUAAUGCUGGCGACUCGCUGAACGACCCAUGGUACGGUUCCAACAAUAGCCCGUUCUCCACUUAUAACAGAGAUAACGACCGAUCGUCCCUAAACUGCGCAUCAAUGCUGAAGGGCGGAUGGUGGUGGAAAUCCUGCGGCCGCGGGCUUAAUGGCCUCUACCUGCACGACCCACAGGACCUCACCGCCAGACAAGGAAUCGUCUGGUUCCGCUGGCGAGGUUGGGACUAUACUCUAAAGCGCGCCUCGAUGAUGAUAAAGCCCAAGGGCCUGCAGCCCAACACGUGAGCGCCUCUUCCGGCUGCACACUUCGCCUACCAGCCUCUGUUCACUCAUUACCUGGACUCGACUAAACCAGGCGCCAUUUUUACAAUGUACCGACCAUCUAAAAAGUUACAAAAGAAUGUAUGGAUUAUUUUUUUUCAGAAAUAUUGUAGCCACGGAUACGCUAUCACUUUAUAUUCAUAUUAUAAAAUACUUAAAACUAUUUCAGAAGGAUCUGACCCAAUAUACAACACAAAUUGUUUACCCCACGGUUAGGGACAAAUGUAGCUGAAUACGCAAGCGUAAAUAUGGCCGCACAAUAGACUUAUUAGGGAGUCACCAUACUUAUCGACAUGGAACCGCAUUAAGCCGAUCAGAAAAAUCCGUAUGUCCACGUACUAAAAGAAAAAAUGACUUACGUUUCACGUCGGGGACACAAGCGGAAACAAAAUGUCUUUUUCGCUAUUAUUGCAUGGAUAUAAAGGUUUUUUGACCGGCGCAAGGCGAUUCCACGGAGAUAAAUGUACUGAAUCCCUUAAUAUACAUACAUUGGACGAGCCAUAUUGUGAACACAGAAAUAAUUAACCACACUUUCAGUGCCUCCGCGGUAGUUUGGCAUAUAAUUUUCGAUACAUUUUGCUUCACGAGUUAAUAUAAAACGCACCAUAUUAAGCGUUAAAUUUCCGCUCGUGUUACACUAUGUAUUAAAAAAUACAUUCGCUAAAAUGUUUUCAACGAGCCAGUGUAUUGUAAAAAGCAAGAAAUAUAGCCGCAAUAUUUUAGAUUUGUCGAGUGAUCUGCGGCGUGCAAAAUAUGCGUGCAUAUCGUCGUAUUAUGCGAUUAUUCCGCUAGAUUUUGUCCUUAGCCUAAAUAUAUUAAAUUAUUUUUUCUUAGCUCUAGUUACAAAAAGGGCAAUACCAUUAUAAAUAAAUUCCAUGUUUGUUACAAUACAGUAUUGCUCUUACUAUUUCAACUAGAAUAAUAUUAACAAUGACACCAUUUUAGUGGUGAUUGUAAUCGCAUUACAGAAAUGUAAUGUUAAGACGAAGUUCUGUGAUAUUCAAUGACACGUGAAGUAGAAUUACAAGAAAACAUAAAAAGGAUCGAAUCCGAGUAAUGAACUUGAACAUCGCAGGCAGCUGUUCGCUCAAAUAUCUAUCUGUAUCUGUAAAUAAACACUUCUCUAUCGAUCACUAUCCCACAAGUCCACCCCAUGUUCUUUAUAUUUUACUCUAAGCUUUAAGCUAUAUGAGUCAGCACACUUCAGUACCGUGCCCGUACUAAAAUGACACAUAAUUUAGAUGAACUAUUGUAUGAUUGAAACAAUUACUUAUGUAUAUUGUAUAUAGUACAGUAUAAUAGGAUGACAUUCGUAUUACGGCACCGGCGCGCGGCGAUGUUCUUCCACAUAGAUGAACUCGCACGGACGAGCGCAGUAUUGAAACGUGCUAACGUAUACGUAGUUUAUACAUCAUUGUAAAUAACAAAUUUGUAUCAUCAAUGUGCCACAUCACGUCCAAAAUUCAUUAAUUUAUUGUUCAUUUAACUUGGUACAUGAACCGUUCGAUAAGUAGAUUUAUUAUUUAGUUUUAAGGAGAAAUUAUAAUAAGAUGUAAAUAAUUAAUUUUGAUAAGACGCAACCAGAGCGGUGUUACCAGAAGCUGAGGAACUUUCUAUCCCCCUCACGUCUCGCCAUUUGUGAGUCAGUGUCCAACGAUCAUAAUCUGUUCCUUAGAUUAAAGUUUCUCUUUCUGUAUUUCAUUGCGCCAUAUGUUCAUGUAUUUAGUAUACUUAGAAAUAUAUAUAUAAUCAUAUAACUUAUUUCAAAAGAAAUCCAUGACAUUUUGCACCCUCUCUUCGCACAGCAAUCACUACGUCUUCACAAGUGAUUUUAUUAUUUUUGUUGGUGUCACUGGGAUGAAAGCUCCAACACGUUGUGACAGUUAUAAUAUUACAUAGUCGUAUAUGACAUUCCUUGACAACCCAUGUAAAACUAAGUAGCAAAUAAGAAACGUCCAGUGGCAUGCCCCACAAUAUUUCAUGUUAAAAUAAUUCUACGGGAUAGAUUUAAUACACCUAAAAAUUUGGAGGCAUGAAUCUAUAGUUCUCGUAACUUAUCUGUUCAAAUAAUUGCACCUGAUUAACUAUUGAUAUUCUAAUGAAACAAUGCAAGAUAUCUAUAAAAAAUCCAUGAAUAGCAAACCAGCGGAUGGGUAUCAAUAAGCAUUCGCGUUCGCCAGGAGAUGAAAUGUUUGCAAGUUUAUAUUACUAACAUUAUAUACAAGAACUUUUGUUCCAGACUUUUUACAAAACAUAAUAAAUUUACCAAAAAUAAACUUUUGAGUUGUAGUUAUACUAUCUAACAUUUUUCAGAUCUGUAUGUGGUAGGCAGUAGUUUAAACGUGGAAGGAUCCUCCCUGACGAGCUCCACUUUCUUUUGUUACCGCACAGGGUUAUCACCGUUUAGAAAGCGAUCUAUUUAAAUA